Messenger RNA from Meleagris gallopavo (turkey), 3275 nucleotides. The record is from RefSeq and is a predicted model, not a curated record. Lineage: Eukaryota; Metazoa; Chordata; Aves; Galliformes; Phasianidae.
GAGCCUGGCGUGUGUGCGAGGCUGAGGAGGGGUGCCGGUGUCCUAUAAUCUCAGUUGUACCUCGUAACGGGAGGCACGGCCACAGCAGCCUGAUUUCAGAGCUCCAACUUGAAAAGACUCCACCGAGGCAGGCUCGGCUCUCAGCCCGCAGGCGCUAUGGGAUGGAGCUGCUGCCCUUUUCUCGUCUCCGAGCGCUGUUGCCAUGAGCUGAUGAUGUGUGUUUGGAUGUGCUGGGCUCUGUGAAGGAGAGCGGCCGGUGCUGAUCAGCCUUUCCCUGAGCUGCACGGGGGUGGAUCUGGCCUAAACCAAUAAAAAUACUCGGUGGAUGAUGCGAUGCUGAUGUUUGACAAGACAACCAACCGACACCGAGGGUUUGGAUUUGUCACAUUUGAAAGUGAAGACAUUGUGGAAAAAGUAUGUGAAAUCCACUUCCAUGAGAUUAACAACAAAAUGGUGGAGUGCAAAAAAGCCCAGCCCAAGGAGGUGAUGUCCCCAACGGGCUCAGCACGAGGGCGGUCCCGAGUCAUGCCUUACGGGAUGGAUGCCUUCAUGCUCGGGAUCGGCAUGCUGGGUUAUCCAGGCUUCCAAGCUGCCACCUACGCGAGUCGAAGUUACACUGGCAUUGCACCUGGUUACACUUACCAGUUCCCUGAGUUCCGUGUAGAGCGGACCCCUCUCCCGAGUGCCCCCGUCCUCCCUGAGCUCACAGCAAUCCCCCUCACUGCGUAUGGACCAAUGGCAGCAGCAGCGGCUGCGGCAGCUGUGGUGCGAGGGACAGGUUCCACCCCCAGUCGCACCGGUGGAUUUCUGGGCACCACCAGCCCUGGGCCGAUGGCAGAGCUUUAUGGAGCCGCCAACCAGGACUCAGGGGUCAGCAGUUACAUCAGCGCUGCCAGUCCAGCCCCGAGCACUGGCUUUGGCCACAGCCUAGGGGGUCCCUUGAUUGCAACAGCUUUUACCAAUGGGUAUCACUGAAGCUGGGGACCAAGGAGGCAGGAGAUUCCCCAGUGACCCAACCGAGGACAGCGGCUGGAGGGUCUGGUGAGCCUCGGGGGAUGAGCCACGGUUCCCUUCUUCUUGAAUCAAACUGCACACCUGCCGGCUGGCUGCCAGGCUCCUGCCGCCCUGCCCUGAUCUCUCCCUUUGACCAGACCACACUGGACUGAACCCGAGGAGAUCAUCUCGCUUUCUUACUAACCGCCGACGGUUUACGCUUCCCCCUUCCCUGCCCCCAGCCCACCGGUUCUUCUUUUAUUUAUUUUACUAGCUGUUAGUUUUAUUUUUUUAUUUUAUUUUUUUAUCUUUUUUUGGGGGGCUCCCCCUUCUUUUUGUUGUUUGCUCUUUCCCGAGCUAGUAGACAUAUUUUAUGAAUUGGCUUUGUGAUUGUGUUAGGUAGUUUUUAUCGAGGAGUAUUUUUAUUUGGCUUUGAAACUGUUUUGAAUAUUUUCAACUCUGUUGUUGUUGUCGUCAGUGUUUUUAAAGCACGGUAUGUAAUGAGAAUGCAGUUCUGAAGGAAAGAAAGAGACGCAGAGAGAGCAAAAGCUGAGAGGAACUGAUGUAUUUCUAUUUUUUUUAAAGAAACUGUUUUUAAUUGUUUCUGUUUUGUAAAUGUGAGGCUUUGAAAAGUGUGAAACUCCAAGGAUCCGAAAACGUUGGACAUCGCUAUGGAACAAAACAAAUGUAUAUUUUGCUAAGUGAAAAACACUAUCUUACAGCUGAAAGAAUUUUGUUUUCCUAGGUUUAGUUUUACGUGGGAUUUUCUUUUUCCUCCUGUAUAAUAUGUAAAUAUCGCGAGCUGAACCUGGCUGCCACGCGCAGCCUGGCUCCGAGGAGCAGCUCCAGGUCCUGGACUUGGUGCCGCAGUGUGAGCAAUACUCUCCAGCAGAAUCCUGACAGGACUCCGUUCUUUUUUUGUACACCUUUUACUGUAAGAUUUUAAGACCUCUGAUGAGAUGAGAGGGGGGUGGGGUGGGUGAGACGUACCGGCCAUCGGCUGUGUUGCUGAGCGGGUUAAAGCUGCUUCCAAUCGCUCGAUGUACAGACUCCGUCACUGGGCUCCGUAGUGCCAGUGUCUGGUUUGGCUUUAGAUAAAGGGCUUCACCGCCACCGUUUGUCUUGGUUACUUUGAAAGGAAUCCACUCUCCAAACGCUAUCGCUUGCGUCAAGAUUGCCUGGGAAAGGGGAUCCUCCUCCGGAGGCGAGGGUAUUGGAAGGGGAGUCAGCCAGGGCCGGGGGGAGGUGGGGAUGGUUGUUCUGUAAGGGCAGGGUGCUGGGUUGGGGAGUUGUUAAUGGGGAGAAAAGCAUUAGGGUGGUGAUUUGGGGGCGGGUUAAGGGCUUCUCAGGGAUUAUAUGAAAUAUAGAAUCGCAGCUUCCCAUUUGCUUUACUCUGUGUUCUGAAGACUGUGGGAAUUUGUCCGUUGUGCUGUGCGGAGGUGAUCUGGUCCCUUCUCCAGAACCUGCAGGGACUUCCCCUGGCACGAUCCAGGCCCCAGCCGGGGAACGCUGUGCCAGGGGAAGCCUCCAGCAGGAGCACACGGGGCAGGUUUGGGUCUGGAUUUCAGUGAACCAAAGACCUUGUUAAGGGGGGUGAUUGAGCCUUUCAUUAAGAUGCAGCCAAACUCUUUUCCCAGGGAAAUAACAGCUUCAUCUUAAGUUUUAAAAAUCAUUCCCUCUCUUCCCCCAAACUGAGCCCUUGUAAGGGAGAGGGGUAUUUGAAAAAGGACUGAGAGGGCCAUCGUGCCCACAGGGCUCUUCUCUUCCAUCCCUCCCCCUGUGUGCCGGAGCUUUUCCUGACCUGGGUGAUACGUUUGGAGAGUUCUGUUUAGGUAAGAGGGUACUUAACAGAUUAGUACUGAAAACACAAAGCAAUAAUUUUUGUUACUGAGACAAGAGUCUGUAUGUCUGUUUUUUUAAAUAUUUCCUAAUGAAAGAAGAGCUGCAUUUUAUUGGGUUUAUUUUUAUUCUAUAUACUUCAAAUUUGGGUCUGCGGACAGCGCUUUCCUCCCUCUUGGUACAUGCGCUGAACUGCUUCUGUGCCCCCUCCAGACAUCCCAGGCCAGCUGUGCUGCCGCUGGGCUGUGAGUCACUCGCUGGCCAGUGCCGCCACUGCCUGGAGGCUGGGGCUCCGCUUUCAGGGUGGGCAUUUUUUUAAAAAGAAAUAAAGCUGUGUUUUUAAGCCAGUAAGUUAUUACACUCCAAUGUUUGUUCUCUCCACACCUGUAACCCUUUUUUUCCAGAUUUCAGUUUUAAAUUCCUAAUAAAUUAUUUGAAAACUG